UGGUUCAGAGUCUGGUUUCAUAGGGGCACAAUCUAAUUCCAGUUUGGAUUGUUUGCAUAAUGAGAAAAAGAAGAAGAGGCUGAAGAAGAAAAAGAGGCUUAAUGCUCCAAAAACUGAUUAUAUAGAUGUUAAUCUUCAGGAAGUUACUUCUGAAACAAUUACUGCUUCCUUAGGAACAGAAGCUUCUGUAGAUGUGAGCGUAAAGAAGGUUCCUGAAACUGCAACCGGUGAAGUAGAGGGUAUGUUUGAUACAAGCACAAAGAUGGAGUUGGUGGCUACUCCUGUUAUAAUAGGCCCGAUGAAUUUGAGUCGUCUGCUGAGAAAGAGGAUGAGAAAAAAGAAAAAGAAGGAGAAUCUUAAUGAUUCUGUGACAACAGAUAUGUUUCCAGAAAGGGAUUCAUCUUUACAGCUGCCAGUCAACAUAUGCUCAAGCAAUGUCUCAGUGGAGAAACAACCUAAUGAGGAUUUCAGUUUGUGUCUGGAAAAGAAUGAGAGUAAUAAGCAGAAUGAUGGUCAGAAGGCCUCUGAAAAUUGUAGUCCAGCUAAUCUACAAAUGGCUAAUGCUGAGCAUUUUGGAAAAGAGGAUGUGAAAAUUGCUCCAGGAGAGUUGGAUUUGGCUUCAAUGAAGGGAGAUUUACGCCUCUCUAGAAAUCAAAGUGAUUCUCUGAAAAGUACAAAUUUGAUGGGGAAACAAGAUCUUCCUUCUGAGAAUGAUAUUGUUUCUCGUGAACGAAGCGAUGCUAAGACCUAUCAUAGGAAGAGAAAGAGAAAAUCCUCUAAGUCUUCGGUUAAUAGUUCAGACUGCAUAAAGGAUGGUAGAAGAGAUACUUUAUUUGACCAUUCAGAAGAAGCCCAUACAGUUGACCUAAUAGAGAAUAAGUUAGAUAGAGUAAUAGAAGUGGAGAAUGCUGCCCCAGCACACGUCUUGGGAGAUAUUGAGAUGAAGGAAGCCUCUGUUAACAGUUUAGAGGGUCAACCUGCAUGCAAGGAUAGUGAGAAAAAAAUGAAAAUGAAGAAUUUGCAAAAGGUUGUUACUGAAGAUAGUUUAAUGAAGAAUGUGUCUGUGCUACUUGAAGAGCAUCUUCAAGAGAAAAACAUAGAGAAGGCAGGUGAGAUCCAGAUUAAAGUGCAGACUGCAUCUUGUAAGGAUGGUGGUUCUGUUGAAAGUUCAUCUGGUUCCAAAGAAAAAACUUCUGAUAAUAUAUCUGAUCAUGAUACUUUCUGCAAGCAUCUAAAGCCGAAGAAUGUGAAGUUAGAGACCAAGACCAAAGAAAUAGCUCCUUCAUCACAUAUGGUUGUAAUAAAAGAUGAUUGUUCAGUAAAUGAAACUAAUAAAGAAGACAAUAGUCAACAUUCAUCUCACUCUAUUCCAAUAAGAGCAUGUAUUGGCCAUUCUAAAAAGAAGCUUCUUGUACUUGAUAUAAAUGGAAUUCUUGCAGCCAUUACUCAACACCCUGUUGGUAAGGGAUGGAAGCCAGACUAUGUAGCAUCACGGAAAGCAGUGUUUAAGAGGCCACAUUGUCGCGACUUUCUCCUAUUUUGCUUUGAGAGAUUCAAUGUGGGAAUUUGGACCUCAAGAAUCAAGAGGAAUGUUGAGAGAGCAGUUCAAUUUCUUCUGGGUGAUUUCAAACAUCGUUUGCUUUUCUGUUGGGAUGCAUCCCACUGUAGUAAAACAGGGCUUACUGCAAUUGAGAAUAAGAAUAAACCCCUGGUUCUCAAGGAGUUAAAAAAGUUGUGGGUGAAAGCCGAGCCUGGGCUUCCAUGGAGAAAGGGCGAGUAUAAGGAAACAAACACUUUGUUGGUGGAUGAUUCACCAUAUAAGGCCCUAUGCAAUCCAGCUUACACUGCAAUAUUUCCCUAUUCAUACCAGUACUGGCAUACUAAAGAUAAAUCAUUAGGACCUGGUGGUGAUAUUCGGGAAUAUCUGGAACGGUUAUCUCAUGCUGAGAAUGUUCAAGAAUUUGUUAGACAAAAUCCAUUUGGUCAACCACCUAUUAAUGAAUCAAAUCCACAUUGGAGUUACUAUAGUCAGGUAUUCUGCACCAUGUCAAGCCCAUCUCAUAACGUUGGCAAUACUUCCCUUGUUAAUACCAAUGAAGCAUGAAGAUCACCAAAUACCCCAGCAAACACUUUCCCAAAUUGUUUCUGAUCCCCAGUGACAAUAAUCAAGCUACUUCUACCAGUUACCCAAAAAAAAAAAAAAAAAAAUAAUAAUAAUAAUAAUAAAUAAUCAAGCUAUUUCUAGGAUAUUCUGUGAUGUAGCAAACUAAUCCAGGAUAUUCACCAUAGCCGGCAAUUUUAAGGAGAAUACAGAAACUCACUGAGAUUGAUUGAUUAUUUAAGUUUUUUAUCACAUUGGAUUUGCUUUUGGUCCAAUAACCAUAGGUGAAAUUGUACCGGGUGGCAUCCACCCGGAGAUGAAUACAUUCUUGUUGUCACAGAGCCCUUGAUUCUGAAUUUUUAUCACACGUUCUUUAUUGUUUAAAGUAA
Molecule: messenger RNA, 2490 nt
Organism: Pistacia vera
Lineage: Eukaryota; Viridiplantae; Streptophyta; Magnoliopsida; Sapindales; Anacardiaceae
Exons: 6
Coding region: 242-2104 (620 amino acids)
Molecular function (GO): phosphoprotein phosphatase activity
Source: RefSeq, a predicted model, not a curated record